This is a messenger RNA of Notolabrus celidotus (New Zealand spotty), 4878 nucleotides long. It is a transcript of the gene spire1a, whose product is annotated as spire-type actin nucleation factor 1a. The transcript has 19 exons. Gene Ontology annotation, cellular component: cytoplasmic vesicle membrane; cell cortex. Gene Ontology annotation, molecular function: actin binding. The record is from RefSeq and is a predicted model, not a curated record. The coding region runs from base 196 to 2592 and encodes 798 amino acids. Gene Ontology annotation, biological process: Golgi vesicle transport; intracellular transport; polar body extrusion after meiotic divisions. Lineage: Eukaryota; Metazoa; Chordata; Actinopteri; Labriformes; Labridae.
GGGCUUCGAGACCACGCGGAGCGGAGGAGCCCUUCUGUGCUCCUCGAGCAGUCGGUGCUUCUCGUUCACACCGGAGAUUAAUCAGCUGAUAGAUCGGUUAGCGACUGACUGUGUGAAACCGAGCGGCUGUGAUAUUUUCACCGACAGUAUUUCUUAUAUUUUGUUCCUCUGUAAUGUGAGUGUGAUGAAGUGAAGAUGGCCAAGCGACCGGGGACCGACGACGGGAUGCUAACUUCGCCGACCAUGCUCCGGGAUUUUGUCGCCGAAAUGAACACCGGGGACAUGAACAUGGAUAGCUGCGAGGGACCCGUUGACUUAUCACUGGAAGAAAUAUUAUCUCUGUACAGUCAGCCGAUCAACGAGGAGCAGGCUUGGGCUGUCUGCUACCAAUGUUGCCGAACUCUAGCGCAGACACAACGGAGAAAAGGCUCCAAGUCUGCUGCUGGUGCCUCGGCUGUCGUUUACCCGAGAAGGAUUGAGGGACCCGGGGAUGUGAGGAUCUGGAGAGACGGGACUGUUAAACUACACUUUGAAGACGGCACAGAUAAAUACAGCUUGGCCCCUACGUCAUUAGAGGUAAUUGACUCGCUAGGUAUCAUGAUCUACAAAGCUCUGGACUAUGGCCUCAAAGAAAACGAAGAGCGCGAACUCAGCCCACCGCUGGAGCGCCUAAUCGACAUGAUGACCAACAUCCAGGAAACAGAGAGCGACUCCUGUCCUGAUGAAGGCUACGAAGCCACAGAGGAGGAGGAUGAGUGUGAGGAGGAAGGAGAGGAGGAAGAGGAGCUUGUUUGCACUACCAGCACUUGUACGGUCACAAGCAUUCGCAGCUAUCGAGACAUCAUCAUGAUAUGUUCUUCCCACCUGCCCAGCCCAUCAGACGCCCCUAACCAUUACCAGGCCGUGUGUCGUGCUCUCUAUGCAGAGACAAGGGAGCUGCGCACCUUUCUGGAGAAGAUCAAGAGUGCCAAAGAGAACCUUCGGAAGAUGGAAGGUGAGACUCGGGAGGACCCUUCAAAAGACCUGGAUGAGCUGCAGAAUGCAGACUGGGCAAGGUUCUGGGUGCAGGUGAUGCGAGAUUUACGAGAUGGCGUGAAGUUGAAGAAAGUUCAGGAGCGCCAGUACAACCCACUAGCCAUCGAAUACCAGCUCACACCAUACGAGAUGCUGAUGGACGACAUCCGCUCCAAACGCUACAAGCUGCGAAAAGUCAUGGUGAAUGGAGACAUCCCACCGAGGUUGAAGAAGAGCGCGCAUGAGGUCAUUCUUGAAUUCAUCAGGUCGCGACCACCGCUCAACCCUGUCGCUGCCCGCAAACUGAAACCCCAACGCCCGCGUCCCCCGAGCCUCCACGAGCGACUCCUGGAAGACAUCAAAGCUGAGAGGAAGCUGAGGCCCGUCUCACCGGACAUAAUCCGACGAACACGCCUGGUCAUGCGACCUCUUAGCAUGUCUUACAGUUUUGACUCAUCAGGUGCAGGGAAAAGCAUCAGCACUCCUCAGGACUUAUUCCGCAGCACAGACACUCCUGAUGCACCCAGGAAGUUGGCCAUCAGCACCCAAUCUUUGGCCAGUGGUACCACGGGACCCAACCAAGCCGGAGUGCUGCCGCUGAGUCAGAGGAAGAGGCUGCUCAGAGCGCCAACAUUGGCCGAGCUGGAUAGCUCUGAAUCUGAUGAUGAACCCACACGGAGCAGCUCCAGUAUGUCCACAUCUUUACUAGAUGAUACAUCACCAGAAUCUGUCAUAGGAAAGAAGGCUCCUCCAAAGUUCCUGCCCAUCUCUGCCACGCCCCAGCCCGACAAGCGUCAGUCUCCUCAGAGGAGACACUCCAUAGAGAAGGAGGCCCCCACCAGUGUUCGCCCUUUUGCACCUCCCUCUAGACAGAGCUCCAAGUCUUUGCAGAGAGCGGAUCCCAGAGCUGAGGAGGAGUUCUGUUACCCAGUGGAGUGUCUGGCUCUGACGGUGGAGGAGGUGAUGCACAUCAGACAGGUUCUGGUCAAGGCAGAGCUAGAGAAAUUUCAGCAGUACAAAGAAAUCUACACAGCCCUCAAGAAAGGAAAGCUUUGCUUUUCAUGUCGGACCAAGAAGUUCUCCCUCUUCACCUGGUCCUACACCUGCCAGUUCUGCAAAAGGCCGGUGUGCUCCCAGUGUUCUAAAAAGAUGCGUCUGCCAUCCAAGCCUUACUCCACCUUACCCAUCUAUUCUUUGGGUCCGAGCGCUGUGGCUAAAGACGAGGCAGGUGGAGCAUCUGCUCCUCCUGAUCCAGAAAAGAACCCAUUUGGGUCCGGACAGGGCAGACACAGCCUGCGCAGAAGUGUUUACAAGUUUUCUAAGCACAGCAGCAAAGAAGGCCGCUCACACGAUGAGCCCGAGCUGCCCAAGGAGCUGACGGAGGACUGGGCCACCAUGGAGAUUUGCGUAGACUGCAAAAAGUUCAUCACGGAAAUCAUCUCCUCCAGCAAGCGCAGCCUGUGUGUCGCCACAAAGCGUGCCCGUCUCAACCGAAAUCGAAAAACCCAAUCCUUCUACAUGUCCUCGUCUAACUCGGUCAACUUCAGGCCGUCUGAACGCGCCAUCAGCGAAGUGUAGAAACUCCUUGUGCACUUUUGUUCACACCCAGAGAUAGGUCGUCCAGUGAAAAUAUCAAGCCGUCCUCUUAGUGUAGAUUUUUACACGGAUUGGUUCGCUGUGGCAAUAGAGCCAGUCCACCCCACCCCAAAGCUAGUGAAGGUUUUUUAACCUUACUCCGUCUCAGGAAAAGUUGGCAUGCUAUAUUUGGUCAUGACUGGUCAGGACAGUAGCUGCCAGAUUACAAAGGAGAGCCAUGUUUGUUUAAGUCUGAUAAUACAGGGCACGCUGUGUUACAUGAAAAGAUGGAGCUGUAGAUGUUAUGGACCUUAAUUUACACUGCGGCCAUUUUCCUCUGACCUCGCAGGGCGAGAAGCUUCAAUGCUGAUAUCAUGGCAAACUACUGUUUUCAGAUACUAAUCUGUAAAGGUGUAGAGUUUCUUCAUAUUGUAGUCAAUUCUCUGCUUCAAAAAUGUAUCAGCUACAGAGACAAUAAACAAUGAAAAUCUGGAGGGAAAUUUGUCAAUUUUCAGGAUAAAACAACAUAUAGGAUAACUUUUUAGCCACUUAUAGAAAAUAGCUAAUGCGAGCAUAUCGGCAUUUCAAAAUGAUAUGUCAUUAGCUGACAUUAAAUUUGCUUUUAUAUAAGUAGUUAUUUGUUCCAAGCUAACAUUAUGUUAGCUAGAAAUGUAAUGAUACAUUUUUUAUUUAUUUCUUAAUAUUAUUGUUAAGUAAUUGUACAUGAAACAUAAGGAAAGCUUGAAGUCCCAGCUAACAUAACAAUAGCUUGGACACAGAACUAGUAAAUGUGCAAGCUAGCUUGCCUAGUCUUGGUUGACAUUAUUUAGGAACUACUUUAAGCUAGCAUUAGCUAUUGUGCUAGGUAGCUAAUGGGUUAGAAAAUAUGUACCAUAACUUUUUAAUGUGGCCAGACUUUCACUGUCACUUUUCUGUUUAGUUGCUAAUUUAUCAAGAAAUGAUAAACUGAUAACAUUUGUCAAGUACCUUUUAUUCUAUACCACUUAUAACCUGGAAUACAGUAGUGUGCCAGGAACACAGCUUUGAACUUCCUUGGAAAAAGGCCACUUUGUGAAUUUGAUAAAAUGUUAUAAAAGAAUGUUUGUUUGACAUUGGAGUAAGAUCAGAUGGAGCAGAAAAGCAGAAAGCUGCAGUGAUAAACAUGUAAAUAGUACAAAAGCCCAUCCCUAAUCCAGUUAUCCAGCUCCUGUUUACUUAUAGCACUCAGGAUAAACAACAGAUUGUCUUUUGACAGAAAAUGCACUGUACAUCCUGCUGUCAGGUCUGUUGGGGUAGAUCUCCACCUCUCCCCAGCCCCUCCCAUCUUCUUCCAGUAACAAUUAUGCCAAAUGUUACAUCAUUCAUUUUUCUAGCCAGUUAAACUCAUUCACAAUGUUUUCUCAUUAUGCUGUAGGGACGGAGUGAGAUAUUUUGUGGGUGGGUAUUUAGUUUUUAAUGUAUAUUCAAUUCUGUGCCUGGUGCCAAAAUGUAAGUCUUUCUUUGAAUGCCUUUUGUAGUUGCGGACCUACUGUACAUAUGUGUCAUAAACUCAAUGGGAGACAUUUUUAAGGUAAUCCGAGGUAACGUGUCCGGUCCUCUCCUGUUCCAAGCUGAGCAGUAGAAGCACAGAAAUGUAGGGUUACCAGUGUGUACAUGCUGUAUAUCUUAACUGUUUCAAAUUUAAUAUAAAAAUAACUUAACUUUUUAGAAGUAUGAUUUAACCAUGCUUACAGAUUUAUGUUUGUGUCAUGAAAUUAAGAUUUUAUUUCUAUUGUAUAGUUUAUAAAUUCCUCAGUGUUAAAAUUCUCCUAAAAUCGCACUUUUAUUUGAACAGUUUAUUGUUUAUGUUGGGUUUAUUGUCUUAAUUAUUAACAAAAGUUAUUAGAAUAUCUGUUUUUCAUCUCUUGGGGGUCCACUGUGCCAUUUCCCAGGGUUCCUUGUGAAUGACUGUAUGUGUGAAUGGUUGUUGGAAAUAAUUAAUAGUGAAAAAAACCCACUCAAUUUAAUUGAAUGUAGGCAUUUGAAGUGUAUAACUGUCAUUGAAUAUGCUUUAUGAACUCUUACUUGCUUUAACAAAAUAAAUGGCACACAAACGUUCAUAUAGUGUCUUGUGACAGUUGUAAACAAAUGAAAACAAAUGAACAAGAUAAUGUUAAAAAAGAUACUAUGUUCCACAAAAAACAUCCAUGUUAGCCAGUUUUCUUUUAGACCUCUGUAUGGAAUGUAUGCAUGCUGUACUGUGGUCUGUUUUUAUCAGAGAAGUUCUAAUAAAAUCCUCAUGAUUCUCAA